Cimex lectularius (bed bug) is the source of this 741-nucleotide messenger RNA. It is a transcript of the gene Cypl, whose product is annotated as peptidyl-prolyl cis-trans isomerase-like 1. Gene Ontology annotation, molecular function: peptidyl-prolyl cis-trans isomerase activity. The transcript is spliced from 5 exons. The coding region runs from base 134 to 661 and encodes 175 amino acids. Gene Ontology annotation, biological process: protein folding; protein peptidyl-prolyl isomerization. Gene Ontology annotation, cellular component: catalytic step 2 spliceosome. NCBI's taxonomy places the organism in Eukaryota, Metazoa, Arthropoda, Insecta, Hemiptera, Cimicidae. The record is from RefSeq and is a predicted model, not a curated record.
UGCCUGUAGCCUGUUAUGAAGCUUCAAAAAUAACCUACCGGUUUUUCCCGAAUUUGUAUACUUAGCUAAAGGUUUAAGACUGACUGGUAGCUAGAUUGUAAGUAGUGUUUUAUGCUGGUUGAAUCUAAUUGACAUGACGGUUUCGUUAAAUUCUGCAACAUCUGGGAUUCCUGAUAAACUAUGGCAGCCCAAAUAUGCUGUAUUUGGUACCACUAUGGGAGAAAUGACAGUCGAACUGUAUUGGAAGCAUGCCCCGACGACAUGCCGCAACUUUGCCGAACUCACCCGCAGGGGCUAUUACAACGGGACCAAGUUCCACCGGAUCAUUAGAGAUUUCAUGAUUCAAGGAGGCGACCCUACAGGCACAGGUAAAGGAGGAACAUCGAUUUAUGGGCGUACGUUUGCAGAUGAAAUCCAUGAAGACCUUAAGCACACAGGUGCUGGUGUGCUUUCAAUGGCCAACUCUGGCCCAGAUACAAAUGGAUCACAAUUCUUUAUAACACUUGCUCCAACGCAAUGGCUUGAUGGGAAACACACAAUAUUUGGUCGAAUACAUUCAGGGAUGAAUGUUGUUAAACGAAUUGGAUUAGUUGAAACAGAUAAAAAUGACAGGCCUGUUGAUGAUGUGAAAAUAGUACGAGCUUAUAUAAGAAUGAAUUGAAUGUUGCUUCUUUUUUUUUUCUUUUUUUUUUUUUUGUGUGUUUGUAAUAAUUUUUGUACUACAUAUUUUAAGAAUACGCA